AAUAAAUUCAAAUGGGUUUAUAUUUAUGCUUGUUCACUAUGUAACUUUAUUUUGUAAACAUAUUAGUCCAAUAAUGGGAUAAAACAAUGAAAAAGUUACAACAGAUUAGAAUUCUAACGAUAAAAAUAAUGUAUGUAUUUAUGCUUUUCUUGGAAUUUUAUAGGUUUGAAAAUGGCAAGUUUAUAAUUCUUUUAAUAUUUUUGGCAUUAAUUUUUCGUUAUUUGUAUACUAGAAAGGUCUUAUAAAAAAUUGGGGGUUUGAUAAUUAGUUUAAAAAAUCUUUAAGAGAAUAAAAUAUAAUAAAUUCCUGAGAAUGAUGAAUAAUAUAAAAAAAGUAAUUAAAAAAAAUGAGUAAAUUAGGUUCAAUUGUUAAACAGUUGAAAAAAGUUGUGAAAUUUUUGAAAAACUUAUUCAAAAGAACUCAUGAAUCAUAGAUAGAUGUAUCUAAAAAAUACAGUUAAUUUGAUAUGGAAGAAUCAAUUUGA
Messenger RNA from Paramecium sonneborni, 484 nucleotides. The record is from the annotation of a GenBank genome assembly. Lineage: Eukaryota; Ciliophora; Oligohymenophorea; Peniculida; Parameciidae.